Microplitis demolitor is the source of this 451-nucleotide messenger RNA. RefSeq lists its product as uncharacterized. The record is from RefSeq and is a predicted model, not a curated record. The coding region runs from base 1 to 381 and encodes 126 amino acids. The transcript is spliced from 3 exons. NCBI's taxonomy places the organism in Eukaryota, Metazoa, Arthropoda, Insecta, Hymenoptera, Braconidae.
AUGCCGAAAACUAAUGCCGAAAUGUGUCGUCAAUAUCGACGAAAAAAAAAUAAAAAUAAGUUUAAAAUAAAAAAAAAACCAGGAAAAAGUUCAACAGAACGCAGUUGCGAGUUUCGUGCACGUAAAAAACAAUUAUUGAACAAUCAAAAUAGAUGUCCACAUACAAGUGUUAAUGUGACUGAUGCAAUAAAUGACGUCUCUCAGCAACAAAAUAGUGUCCCAACGGGAUAUAAUUUUGUAAAUAAUGAUUUAGAUGUACAGCCAGAAAUUCCAUACUCACGGUUUCGCCGAGAUAAGUUUGCUCAUGAAGAAUUUAAACACAAGUGUUUAAACAAUAUGUUUGGUCAUAAGUGCUCCGUUUGUGAUCGAUUGUGGUUUUAGAAAGAUUUAAAAUCACCACGUGUUGAAGAUGAACAAUUAUUAAGUGUAAUGGUUGAAAAUUAUAAUACAG